Messenger RNA from Mus musculus (house mouse), 2437 nucleotides. Its product is annotated as predicted gene 28802. The coding region runs from base 928 to 2247 and encodes 439 amino acids. The transcript is spliced from 15 exons. The record is from RefSeq and is a predicted model, not a curated record. Lineage: Eukaryota; Metazoa; Chordata; Mammalia; Rodentia; Muridae.
AGGCUGGCCUUGAACUCAGAAAUCUGCCUCAAAUUGAGUCUCUUAAGGUAACAUUUAUCAGCUCUUGUCUGUCCAUUAGCCUUUCUUUCUGCUCCACUGAGCACAGGACUGAGGUCGCACCCCGUGCCUAGCUGCACUGGCAUUCAGAGGAUAUAGGAGGCUUGUGAACUUCCAGCUUUUGUAAACUAUGAAGUGUGAACCAUCAAAGGAUCAGGACGCCAAUCUAAUGGAUUGCAAUCAGUCUUGAUUUAUAAAAGAAAAACAGAAUAGCAAACAAUAGAGUAUUGUUUGUGAAUCUUCAGUAUAAAAUGUGUGUCUUUUAGUGAGUUGUAGUAAAAUUAAAAUGAAUAAGCCAGCACUCUUUUGGUUUGGUUGUUUUGUCAGUUUUGUUUUGAUUUGGCAAGAUCAACUUUGCCUAGGGGAAAACUGAAACCUUGGGUAGCUAAAAAUUUAAUGUUUCUGUGAAUUGCCACAGGUCUCAAAGUCUGAGCUUCAAAGAAGGACGUGCCCACUGCAGAGUUAGUUCUAGGUUUCUGAGAAAACGGAGGAAGUUAAAAUCAACUACAAAAAUCCUGGGACUGUUGGCCAUGUGUCAGUAAGGCUAGCGGUCCCGAAGUAAGUCUAUUGUGGAAAUUAAGCUUCUAGGGCCUCACAUCUGAUACUGGAGCUCUUAUAUAUAUUCCCUGCUGUUGAGGAUCUGACUUGAGUGUGAAGAUUUAACAGUUUAACUGGCUGCUUCCCCAACAUUUUGUUGGGAAGAACAAAGAGCUUUGGGCCAAUGAGGUGCCACCAUUGGGUUUCCAUGGUGAUAAAAGAAACAAACCAUCCUGGGGCACAAGUCAGGCUCAGUCAAAGGACUAACUAGAGGGUGAAUUCCUCCUCAAGGGACUUUCAGGAGCCCCUGGACUAGCAAGACUGCCUGGUACCAUGGACCCCAAUCCUUUCAUCUACUGUACCUGCUGUGACUACUGCAAACUGGGACCAACAAAGCUAAUCAAGACCCCUUAUCCACUUCCAAAGACUCCCACAGGCCAGUUUUACCUCUACCAGUUUCAAAAGAAUGCAACUUGCUCCUGUCCCAACCAGGAAAAUCUAUUUGACAAGGCCCAGUCAGGAAAGAAUGAGAGCAGCAAAGCAUCUUCUGUGAGUAAAAAUGGGAAAAGGGACAGGGGGCCAAGAAUUUUCAAACUACCACAAAAGCACACAGUAGAUGGAGGAACCUCAGCUCUUCUGGGUUCACAGUUUCCAUUUGUCUUCCACCUUGUGACCCAGGAAGUGAUUCAAGUGUCACCUGGCUAUACACUCAUUCAAAAUCAAGAACAGAUUUCAGUCACCUUGGGAGAUGAGAUGUUCAACAGGAAAAAACACUUGGAAUCAGAUGUCUUAAGCAAAGUCAAAUAUUCCAGGACUGAUAUCAUUUCUGACCUUCAGGAGCAAAUUGCUGAAUUGAUGGCAAUAAUAGAACAGAUGAACAGAGACCAGCAGUCUGCCCUGAAACUGCUCUCCAAAGAGAUGGAUCUCUGCUGUUCCAACAUGAAGCAGAAGUUUGAAACCAAGAGCAGGGAACUCAAAGAGACUCACAGAGAGGAGCUCGAGAGGUUAGAGAACAACUACAAGGAGGCCCUGAAGGCAGAAAAGGCCUUGGCCGAAGAGAAACUAGGCACUAGCGACUUGGGAAUCCCAAGACGGUUUCAUCACCCCAGGGAGAGCUUGGGUGUGGAGCUGAAGAGUUCAUAUAAGAUGGGCAAGGAAUAUAAGUAUCUGAAGAGUAUAUUCCGUGUGUUUCAGAUUCUGACUGCACCGAAUCCUGCACACUUAGGCCACCCAGUCAUUAACUAUGGCCAUUGUAGUGGGGAUGAAUAUGAAGAGCUCCUAAGACAACAUGAUGAAGACAUCCUGCAAAUACAGGAGCUGAGAAAAUCCAAAGAGAUCUUGGAGGCUGAAUUGAGGGCACAAGCUACUGUUCUGGAGACCCUGAACACAAACCUUUACAAAUGCCAGAAAGAACUCGAGAGACAGAAAACUAUUGUGGCAAAUCUAGAGAAAUUGCUCCAGACAAAGCUUGCUGAAGCUGAAGAAAAGCAUAAGUACAACAUAAAGACCCCGACAGAAGAAAAUAACUGCCUCAGGCAGAAGAUGUUAACCACAACCACAAAUGAGGAAACUUCAGAAAUUUCAUCUGCCAAUUCCAACAUGUAUGAGUCUGACGUUCCUGAACACAACAGCAACAAAAAGCAAACAUUGUAGGUAACAAACUGCUCCUGGUGCUGAGCGACACUGCCCUGGGAAGCAGCUACGGACUCUUCUGGAGAGACACACGGGAAGGUUGAGCUCUUGAGUUGUUCUGUACUUUUGUCAUUUUCCACGAUUUGCUUUCUUCAGAUGUUUAGAAAUGUUUGAAUUCUUAUGCCAAUUAUAUUGUGGCUUUCCAUUGAGA